Molecule: messenger RNA, 1730 nt
Organism: Drosophila subpulchrella
Lineage: Eukaryota; Metazoa; Arthropoda; Insecta; Diptera; Drosophilidae
Product: angiopoietin-1-like
Exons: 2
Coding region: 414-1622 (402 amino acids)
Source: RefSeq, a predicted model, not a curated record
AGUGGAGGUGGGGCGUAAUCGACCUCCUUAAGCUUAAAACCGCUUUGUUUAACAAGUUCUCAAAUGUUGCAUACUUUUGAGUGCAAAACAUUGAGAAAAACGCAAUUUUUUUGAUACGUUUUUGUUUUAAAUAAAAAAAAAUAAGUUUCUUAGUAGACUCUGACUAAUUCCUUACACUAAUCAGUACCUAAAACCAAUUCCAUAUUUUAGAUAUAUUUAGACUUAAAAUAAUGAGUAAUUAUCUAUUUUUUUAUAAUGAGUAAGACUUUUUUUGAAUUUUUGUUUUUUAAUAUUUUUUGGAUAAAGCAUUAAAUGUGUUUCCUUUUAUCAGGCGAAUGCCGGCUAUAAAUUCUGGGUAUAUUUAUGCCAAAGUUCAGUAAAGUUUAGAUCAGAGUGGACAGAGGUUAAAAAUAAUGAAGUGGACUUUUAUAAUUUUUCUGUCAGUUUUGCUUUUCAAGCUGAUAUUAUUUGGCGGUGCAGAUGCAGACGAAGUCACAAAUUUAACGGAGACUGGAACUGAAGAAGAUGACUCUUUUGAUUAUGAAAAGUUUAAGCAAGCGUCCCUUAUUACAACAGAAGCUAUUCAUAACUUGCUAAGUAAUAUCAAAGUUCUAGAAGAAUUAAUAAGGGAUAGAGAAAAUACCAUAAAUAUUAUGAGUGAACAAAUGAAGGAGAAACAAGAAGAACUAAGAAUUGCUCAAGACCAAAUUGAAAAUAAAGAUGCCAAAAUCAGUGAUCAAAAUAAACAAUUAAAUGAUCAAUUGAUGAAUAUUGUGAACCAAAAACAAAUUCUCGAGAAUACAGAGGUCGAGGUAAAUAAAAUGAACGAAACUAUUCAGGCUUUACUUAAUCAAAUUAAUGACAAUAAUAAUUUUAACAAUGCCAGAAAAAAAGAAAUUGAGAGUCAAAAUGUAUUAAAUCAAGCGCAAGCUAAAAAAAUAAACACAUUGACAAAAAAUAUUCAAGAGUUGAAAGACAUAAUCGAAAUCCAAAAUUCCGAAAUAAAUGCCAAGCGUAAAGAAAUCGAAAGUCUGAAAAAACGUAUAUCGGAUUUGAUGGAAGAAAAUGAAGCUGAAAAUGACGAAAAAACUUGGAUUACUAUUCAAAAACGCUUUGACGGCUCCGAAAACUUCGACCGAAACUGGACAGAUUAUAAAAAGGGUUUCGGCGAUGCAAAGGGAGAAUUUUUCAUUGGUCUAGAUAUAAUUCAUGCCAUGACUCACUCACGACAACAUGAACUUUUGAUUAAACUGAAGACGAAAAAUGGGACUACUUACUAUGCUCAUUACGAUAAUUUCCAAAUUGGCAACGAAGAACAAUCUUAUGAGCUGAAAUCUCUUGGAAAAUACUCAGGCACAGCCGGUGAUUCAUUUUCUCUAACAGGACCAUUGCCACUUAAGUUCAGCACAAGCGACAAGAAUAACAAAAGAUGCUCUAAAACUCACGGUGGUGGAUGGUGGUACUAUAAAUGUUCAAAUAAUAUGCUCAACGGAAAGUUCUAUAAGAGUGGACGACGCAGUUUAGGAGAGGUCUACGGAAUUCAUUGGGGAACGCUUCAAAAUCAUGACUGGUUGAUCUCAUUGCCGUUUUCUGAAAUGAUGAUUAGGCCUAAAGGAGCCUAGAAUACAAGCAUUACAGCUUUGAAUUUGCAAUAUAAUGCAAUUUGUAAUGUUAUCAGUCCCGAAAUAUGUUUUAAUUAUAUUAAGGAAUGGCAUAACAAUAUGUUUCUU